CAGGACCCCACCCAGAUCCUAGGAGCAACCCGGUGCUGGUCCCCAGGCCACAGAAACGGGGCGUGGGCCAGAGCCUGAGGCAUCCCUGGCCACCACGAUCGCUCCGCCUGUGGCCACCAAUUCCCCUCCUCUUCUGGCGUCCCUCUCUCCGCCCCUGUCGCCUGCCAGCUCCGGACACGCUGCUGCACUUCAUCUCUUGGGGCGCUCUUCGCUUUGGCCAACCGUUUGUCGCACCCUAUGCAACUCUGGUCAGUGGCCGUUUUUUGUUGAAUGUUCCCCACCAAGAGUGCAUGGCUGCGGAAGCGAGGUGCAGACCGAGGCCCCGAGGGGUCUCCCUCUGGGAAGCGGUGAUGCUGUUGUUGUACUUCGGGGUGCCAACCGGGCACUUCUACAACCUGGACCCAGAGAGUGCACUGCUGUACCAGGGCCCCUCCGGCACGCUGUUUGGCUAUUCGGUGGUGCUGCACAGCCACGGGACGAAGCGCUGGCUCAUCGUGGGGGCACCCACUGCCAGCUGGCUCUCCAAUGCCUCAGUGGUCAAUCCUGGGGCGAUUUACAGAUGCAGGAUCGGAAAGAAUCCAAACCAGACCUGUGAACAGCUCCAGCUGGGUAGCCCCAGUGGUGAGCCCUGUGGGAGGACAUGCUUGGAAGAGAGAGAUAACCAGUGGCUGGGGGUAACGCUUUCCAGACAGCCGGGAGAAAAUGGAUCUGUCGUGACUUGUGGGCACAGGUGGAAAAAUAUAUUUUACAUGAAGAAUGAUAAUAAACUCCCCACUGGUGUUUGCUACGGCAUGCCUUCUGAUUUGCGGACAGAACUUAGCAAAAGGAUUGCCCCGUGUUACCAAGAUUAUGUGAGAAAAUUUGGAGAAAAUUUUGCAUCGUGUCAAGCUGGAAUAUCUAGUUUUUACACACAGGAUUUAAUUGUGAUGGGGGCCCCAGGAUCAUCGUACUGGACUGGCUCCGUCUUUGUCUACAGUACAACUACAAACAAAUACAAAGCAUUUUUAGACAGACAGAAUCAAGUAAAAUUUGGAAGCUACUUAGGCUACUCAGUUGGAGCUGGUCAUUUUCGAAGUCCACAUACUACCGAAGUCGUGGGGGGAGCCCCUCAACACGAACAGAUAGGGAAAGCGUAUAUAUUCAGCAUUGAUGAAAGCGAACUGAACAUCGUAUAUGAAAUGAAAGGUAAAAAGCUUGGAUCAUACUUUGGAGCUUCUGUCUGUGCAGUGGACCUCAAUGCAGAUGGCUUCUCAGAUCUCCUUGUUGGAGCUCCCAUGCAGAGCACCAUCAGGGAGGAAGGAAGAGUGUUCGUGUACAUCAACUCUGGCUUGGGAGCUGUGAUGGUUGAAAUGGAAAGAGUGCUCGUUGGAAGUGACAAAUAUGCUGCAAGAUUUGGGGAAUCUAUAACGAAUCUUGGCGACAUUGACAAUGAUGGCUUUGAAGAUAUUGCUAUUGGUGCACCACAAGAAGAUGACUUGCAAGGUGCUGUCUACAUUUACAAUGGCCGAGUAGAUGGAAUCUCCUCCACCUACUCACAGAGAAUCGAAGGACGUCAAAUUAGCAAAUCACUAAGGAUGUUUGGACAGUCUAUCUCAGGACAAAUUGAUGCAGACAACAAUGGAUAUGUUGAUGUAGCGGUUGGUGCAUUUCAGUCUGAUUCUGCAGUGUUGCUAAGGACAAGGCCUGUAGUGAUUGUUGAAGCAUCUUUAAGCCAUCCUGAGUCAGUAAAUAGAACAAAAUUUGACUGUACUGAAAAUGGACUUCCAUCUGUGUGCAUGGAUCUUACACUGUGUUUCUCAUAUAAGGGCAAAGAGGUCCCAGGCUACAUCGUUUUGUUUUACAAUGUGAGCUUGGACGUGCACAGGAAGGCAGAGUCUCCGUCAAGAUUUUAUUUCUCCUCUAAUGGGACUUCUGACAUGAUUACAGGAAGCAUACGAGUUUCAAGCAGCAGAGAGAAAUGUAGGACACACCAGGCACUCAUGCGGAAAGAUGUGCGAGACAUCCUCACCCCCAUUCAUGUGGAGGCCACGUACCACCUUGGGCAUCACGUGAUCACCAAACGAAACAUGGAAGAAUUCCCACCACUCCAGCCGAUCCUUCAGCAGAAGAAAGAAAAAGACAUCAUUAGAAAAACGAUAAACUUUGCAAGGUUUUGUGCCUAUGAAAAUUGUUCUGCUGAUCUGCAAGUUUCUGCAAAAGUUGGAUUUUUGAAGCCAUAUGAAAAUAAAACCUAUCUUGCUGUUGGGAGCAUGAAGACCAUAAUGCUCAAUGUGUCCUUGUUCAAUGCUGGAGAUGAUGCUUAUGAAACCACUCUGAAUGUCCAACUCCCCACAGGACUUUAUUUCAUUAAGAUCUUAGACCUGGAAGAGAAACAAAUACACUGCGAAGUGACAGAGAGCUCAGGCGUAGUGAAGCUUGCCUGCAGCCUUGGUUACAUAUAUGUGGAUCGUCUCUCAAGGGUAGACAUCAGCUUUCUCCUGGAUGUGAGCUCGCUCAGCAGGGCAGAUGAGGACCUCAGCAUCAGCGUGCAUGCCUCCUGUGAAAAUGAGGGUGAAUUGGACCAAGUGAAGGACAACAGAGUGACCUUAGCAAUACCUCUAAGAUAUGAGGUUAUGCUGACUGUUCACGGGUUUGUGAACCCAACUUCAUUUGUGUAUGGAUCCAGUGAAGAAAAUGAGCCAGAAACGUGCAUGGCAGAGAAGCUGAACCUCACUUUCCAUGUUAUAAACACUGGCGUUAGCAUGGCUCCAAAUGUUAGUGUAAAAAUAAUGGUACCAAAUUCUUUUCUUCCUCAAAAUGAUAAGUUGUUCAACGUUUUGGAUGUCCAGGCAACUACUGGGCAAUGCCAUUUUAAACACUAUGGAAGAGAGUGUACGUUUGCACAGCAAAAAGGCAUAGCGUGGACCUUGACUGAUAUAGUCAGAUUCCUAUCAAAGACUGAUAAGAGACUCCUGUAUUGCAUGCAAGCUGAUCAACACUGUUUAGACUUCUUAUGCAAUUUCGGGAAAAUGGAAAGUGGCAAGGAAGCCAGCAUUCACCUUCAGCUGGAAGGCAGGCCAUCCAUCUUGGAAAUGGAUGAAACCUCAUCUCUCAAGUUUGAAAUAAAAGCCACAGUUUUUCCUGAGCCACACCCAAAGGUUAUUGAACUAAAUAAGGAUGAGAACGUUGCCCAUGUUUUCUUGGAAGGGCUCCAUCAUCAAAGACCCAAACGGCAUCUCACCAUCAUGAUUAUUACCAUGAGCUUGCUGCUUGGACUCAUUGUACUUUUACUAAUUUCAUGUGUUAUGUGGAAGGCUGGGUUCUUUAAACGACAGUACAAAUCUAUCCUACAAGAAGAAAACAGGAGAGACAGCUGGAGUUAUGUCAACAGCAAAAGCAAUGAUGACUGAAGACCUCUAAAUUGAGAAAAUUGAAGAAAAAAAGACUCAGUGCAGGGGAAAUCUUCAAGAAAGAAGCUACACAAAGGUGGUUUGUCAGCAGUCAGUGGAUAAGUGGAGCAAAACACUAAAGCUCUGGACAUACCUGAGAGAUGAACUGCCGAAGACAACUUAAAGGGACAGUAACUCCAGAUUUAGCCGGACCAACGUAAAAGGAAUGAUCUUUCAAUGACGUAUUACUGACUAGGUGGGCUCACCUCAGUGAAAUGGAUGCUUUGAUAUGGAAACUUGUUGGCUUCAAUACUUUUGAUUUAUCUUCAAACUAUGAUGAUGAUCUUUGAAACCACUGAGUCUCUUUCAAAUAGCUGUUCCCAGAUUGUCUAAAUGGAUAAAUCGUUUUACAGCAGAGGACAUGAGGACUACCGUUGGUGGCGUGGCAUCAUCGGGCUAUGCUCCUACCACCCUUUUACUCAGCAGAUAGGAAUUGUAAAAUCUUGAAGGACAAAAUCCGUUUGCAGAAGGAUGGCUUCUGGAGACAUGGUCAGCUGUGGACUCUUCUGUGUAUAUACAUAUGCUUUUUUAAAGGAUAAAAAUCUCAAUCCACAUCUUUUUUUUUAAUCAAGAGUACUCUUUAUCAAGAGUACGUUGAGAUUUUAUUACUUUUAUUUUUUGCAGUCCAGCUGUUAUCCACCUCCUGGUCCGCCCUCCCACAGUUCCUCAUCCCAUUCCCCCCCUCCCCUGUCUUCAAGAGGAUCCCCCCUCCCCCACCAGACCUCCCCACUUCCUGGAGCCUUAGACCAGGCAGUCCUCUGCUGUAUAUGUGACAGGGGCAUAGGACCAGCUAAGUGUAUAUUUCCUGGUUGGUGGCUCAAUGUCUGAGAGAUCAAUUUUCAAAUUCUCAUUUGUAAUACCAAUUAGGAAUUUUAUCCUUAUAGCAGAUUAUAAAUAUUGCACUUUAGCUGAGACACGCUGAUAUAAUAUGAACUGCAGCUCACUGGUGAUUGAAAAUUUUGCAAAGAGAAACCUGAGAGCCAAUUUUUUAUAAAACAUUCACUGCUUCAAAUUAAGCAAACAUGAGUAUCUGCUAGGAUAUUGUUGUUUUUCUUGGUCUGAUUAAAUAUACACAAACCAGGACUCUUAAAAAAAACCCCACAUCUGUUAUAGAAAUGGACAGUAUCAUACUUGGAACUGCAAAUCACUGAUCAAGUUUGUAUGCAGUGACAUCAAGAUUUCCAUGAGAUAAUGCAUGCUUGAUGUUGUUGCACAAGAUUCUAUUUUAAAAUGAAGUAGCUUCUAUCUUGUUUUCACAUAAUUUGUCUGUAAUUAUGUUCAUUUUGUAGUAUUUAUUUCAUAUAUGUAGUUUGAUAAAUGUACGUUUUCAUCUGAAUCUGUUAUGUGUAAAUAAGCUAUGGCCAGAUUUUGAACAUGUGCUGGGUAAAAGGGGCAGCCUUCAGUGUUAUGAAGAAAGAUCACUUUACAGGAAACAUUUGCUGCCAGCUGGCCCUUCCUCAGAUUUCCUGGUUUGUGAGGGUGGCCUGUUCACAAGUCUGUGGCUGGAGAACAGAGGUUUGCUGAGGCUGGCGAGGAAGGAUUUGAGUGCUGAAACUUGAGCAUAGAGACUCAGAUCUGGGUGUGCAGAAAACAUAUUUAGUUAAAUGUUUAUAUUUUUUAGGAAUACUUUUUUUGUGUUAAAGGUGUAUGUUUAUGAGAGUCUCAUUAAAAUUCAAGUAGUUAUUUCAUAAGGAUCCCAAAGUUAAUAGAUGAGAAAUCAAUAUCAUUUUUUACCUACCAUGUCAAGGGAUGGUCUCUGAGGAAAUUUAAAUGUGGAUCAUUACACUGAAAAUGGACUCCUGCCUUUCAGGUACAAAAGAACACAGCUACCUCCUGGGCCACAUUUUGCCCAGUUAGAAAGAUAUAUUUUUAUGUAUAUUUGUAAAUGAAACUUAGAAGUUUACCUAUAUUAUAAACUUUAAAAUCUAGUUAUUUCAAAAGAUGCUGUUAUGAAGUGGGGUACUAGAAUAAUACCCUAAGAGGAAAUAAUUUUUUAUUAAGUGAGUGUUAAUGGUUUACAUUACUAGCUCACCGUGAAGUCUGAAAUUUUACAAAAGUUUUGCUUUAUCAUGCUACAGGAAAUUAGAUCUAACACCUUCCAAAAAUCAGAAUUUUGAUUUUUUUCAUUGACUUCAUAUUACUAUUUUAAUUAUAUUAAAAUAUUUUAAUUGCAUUAAAAUAGAUACUUUAUAUUAAAUAGGUAUCUUCAUUAAAAUGCAUUUUCCAUUUGUAUAUAUGUUACAUGCCAGAUUCCUUCAUGAUAAAUUUCUACUUUCACACUUCUUUUAUAUGCAAUUACAUGCUACUUUGGAGUCAUUCAUUUCUUCCAGGCUUCCUCCAUAGAGUUUGAUCAGUCUUGGGUGCAGCCUAUAGGGAACAACAUAGGCUUGAUUAUUUCAUUUCUCUGCCACUGCUAUAUUUCACGUACCUCACAAGUGUGCUACAUAAAUCACACAUAUGCAUUGGUAUAUACUCCUAGCAGAGCCACAAGUCAGCAAGCUGAAGGACCUAAAAUACUAACAUCUGUGACCAUUCCAGAACAUUUUUAACCACCUUUCCUGCCUGGUUAAUAUCUUUUAGAGCCUCUGUGAAGAGACAGUCAUUUAAGAACACACCACCUAGCAGAGGCCCCGUCCCUCCCCCUGCACACUUCAGCUUGCUAAGACAUUAAACUUGCUAAGAUUGAGUAUGUAAGAUUCUACAAUUUUAUACCCAUCACUCACUCUUGUUAACAUAUAUGUAUGUUGUGUGAAUGUUUUGUAAAGAUUUGACAGGUGACCCCAUUACUUUAUAUGCUGGCUUGCCUAAAAAUAGAACUUGAAUAAAAAUAAGACUUAAUAAAAGCAAACUUCAAUAGAGUAUUACAUGACAUUAGAGCCCAGUUUGGCAGUGGUGGUAGGAUGGGAGGAGGGUCAGAGUGUGGCACUACUUUACUCUUAAAAGCCUUAAGAAUAGCCUUGAAGAAAAACAGUGUAAAUUGUAAACACGUCUGUAUAACUUAUACAAAAUAAUGAUUUGCAAUCAUUUGUGUCCAUUUGUUUGUUAGAAUGGCACAUAAACACCUGGGGAAACCAUGUUUGAUUGCCUCUUUCUUUUCUAGUAUGUACUUUGUAUUUAUACAGUGCUCAUAUUUGUAUUUAUUGGAAAAUGAAAAGUUUGCAUACGUCUUUUUACAAUUUGCUAACUUUCUGGCUUUUAAUCUUCUGCUCGGACUUAGGAGGUAGCAUUCUCAUAUUAUAUUAUUAGUGCUACAUCUGGUAUUCUACACAGAGAGUCAUCAUAAAUUAGUUGGGCUUACCUAAUGUGAACCUCUGAUGCAGUUUCCAUUAAGUCACCAUCUACAUUCCAAGGAAACCCAUUUUCUGAAACAGUUGUGUGGUUUCCACCCUCCUCCUGUGGACUGUAUUCAUUGCUGUUACUUGUUGGAUGAAUUUUUACUUCUUCAAUCGUAUAAGUCUCCACGAAGGGAAAAUUGAACUAGAUACAACAAAUGGAAAAAAUCAUGAUGCUUCAUGGUGGCCCCUAUUAUAAUUAAGUUUCAUCAUCAUACUGAUCUUUUUAUAGCUUUGAAACUCUAUCUAGAUAGCCCUAGGUUUUAUGAAAAAAGAAGCCUCUUUUCACACCCAUUCAUCUCUACUGUAUGACAGUCUGUACCUGUGAAAGAUUUCCCACAACAAUGAUGUCAUAAUUUCUAGUUAAAGAGAGACUCUACAUUUGAUCCCGCUGACUUCAUUAGAACCUCAGUUAGCUGGUGUGAAACAAACUCUAGCACAAGUUUCACAAUUGGAAUUCAAUACAGAAGUUAAAUCUAAAUUUAUAGAAAUGAGAUGGAAAGUACAUAAGAAAAAGGAAAGAGGCAAUCAAACAUGGUUUUCCCAGGUGUUUACCUGCCAUUUUAACAAACAAAUAGACACAAGGUACAGGAUAGUUAUUAGCCAUUCUAGAAUGCCACCAGGUAAUGUUCAAGUUGUUCUUUUUUUUUUCUUUGCCAAAGAAAUUACCCAGGUGGAGGAAUGGCAACACAUCCUCAAUUAUAUCUAUAAAGACCUUUCUUCCAAAUAGGGUACUGGGGCAAAGAUAACAAGGUUUAGGACUGAAUAUCUGGGGUGAAGAACAGACAUAAUUUAGCCUAUAUCAUCAAGCUCUUGGAAAUUAAUGGCAAACAUAGCCUAUAAAAUGAGGGAUUGUGAGGCAACUUCUCUCAAGUACAAGGCAGACACUGAAAGAUUUGCACCCAAUGUGGGAUCUCUAACACAGUCACAGCAUGCAAGUAGUUUCAUGGAAAGCCAGGCUGGUAAAAGUUACUUAGAGCUGAGGUGAGCAUGGAAUCCACAUUGAAACUCAGUUUAUUGUAUAGUUUAAGCUGUAGUGUCUCCUGGGCCUUUGUUCUGUGUGUGUAAAAUAAGGGUUUGGGGGAAAAUAUUGAUCUUUAAUUUGCCUUAAACAGCUUUUUAAAUUUUGUUCUUUGUGGAGGUUUAUAUGCAGAGGGGGGAGGAGAGACUAUGUUUAUUAAGGGAUAAUUCUAAUGCCAUUAUUUUAAAAUAUGAAAUGAUCAAUGAUGAGUAACUAUAUUUACAAUAAAAUUAUUUAGCUAUCUUAA
Messenger RNA from Grammomys surdaster, 8028 nucleotides. It is a transcript of the gene Itga4, whose product is annotated as integrin subunit alpha 4. Gene Ontology annotation, cellular component: integrin complex; external side of plasma membrane. Lineage: Eukaryota; Metazoa; Chordata; Mammalia; Rodentia; Muridae. The transcript is spliced from 29 exons. Gene Ontology annotation, molecular function: integrin binding. Gene Ontology annotation, biological process: cell adhesion mediated by integrin; integrin-mediated signaling pathway; cell-matrix adhesion. The coding region runs from base 291 to 3389 and encodes 1032 amino acids. The record is from RefSeq and is a predicted model, not a curated record.